Messenger RNA from Malus domestica (apple), 960 nucleotides. Its product is annotated as transcription initiation factor IIB-like. Lineage: Eukaryota; Viridiplantae; Streptophyta; Magnoliopsida; Rosales; Rosaceae. Gene Ontology annotation, biological process: DNA-templated transcription initiation; transcription preinitiation complex assembly. The record is from RefSeq and is a predicted model, not a curated record. Gene Ontology annotation, cellular component: transcription preinitiation complex; nucleus. Gene Ontology annotation, molecular function: TBP-class protein binding.
AUGGAAACUGAUGAACAGUUAUGUUCAGAUUGCAAGAAAUACACACAAGUUGUGAUUGACCACCGGUCCGGUGACACGAUCUGCACCGACUGUGGUUUGAUUGUUGAAGCCUUCAGCAUCGAUGUCACCGCCGAGUGGCGAAAUUUUGCGGAUAAGGAUCCCAAGGAAGACCGGGCUCGCGUCGGUGCAUCCUUGAAUCCUUUGCUGGAUAAUGGCAUUCUUACCACUUGUAUUUCCCAAGAAAAGAAGCAAAACAAGAACAAGGAUAACGCCGAAGGCGUUGUUCCUCCAAAUAACCGGUUGAAUAACGUUGAGACGUCGAACCCUCAAAUGUCUCUCGCAAAAGCUACAGAACACCUCGAAGCCAUGGCUUGCCGGCUAGACAAUCAUGGCCUUCCCGAAGGCGUACUCUAUGAUGCCAAAGUGUUAUACAAGAAGGCCGUUGACAAGAAGAUCUGCAGGGGGAGAAAGUUUGGUGCUAUGAUGGCGGCUUGCCUGUUCCUUGCUUGCCAAGAAAACCAUAGUUCGCGAACACCAAAGGAAAUCGCCGGGGCUGCCAAUGGACCCUCCAUGAAAGAAAUUACCAAGAUGGUAAAAUUGUUGAAAGAAGAGCUGGAGCUCGUUUCCAAAGCUACAGACGCUGGGGACCUAUGGCGGCGAUACUGCUCGAAUCUUGGCAUGAACAGUAUUCAGGAUCGGAAGGCUGUGGAAGAGACUCUGAAGAACUUGGCGAAGCUUGACAUAAGGAGAAGCCCUACAUCUGUUGUGGCAGCGGUUCUGUACAUGAUAGUGAAGCUUGCUUCCAAUGGCAAGACUGUUGAAGAUGUCCAGCAAGAAACUGGUGCUUCCGUGGGGACGAUUAAAAGCACAUACAAGGAGAUUUAUCCCUAUGCUUCAACGAUAGUACCCAACUGGUACUGCAAGUACUUGGAGGACAUCAAGAAUCUGAACACUCGUUGA